Messenger RNA from Aspergillus ibericus CBS 121593, 1372 nucleotides. RefSeq lists its product as uncharacterized. The transcript is spliced from 3 exons. The record is from RefSeq and is a predicted model, not a curated record. Lineage: Eukaryota; Fungi; Ascomycota; Eurotiomycetes; Eurotiales; Aspergillaceae. Bases 188 to 1336 code for a protein of 382 amino acids.
UCGGUUCUCCAACCAGGUCAACGGGCUUAUUGUGGCGUGAAUAGGUCUGAAAUUUGUUACAUAUCUAUGAUGACGAUAUGCGGGACCGAGGUCUCCCAUCAACCACCGGAGUACUCCCCCAACUCACCCACUUCACUCUUACCAACAUCCUAGCAUCUACAAUCUAUACAACCUAUACUCCAUCACCAUGCCCCGUUCCUCCCCCGACCUCCUAACCCACUUCCUCCACGCCCAAGAAACCCUCUACGGCCCCAUCACCACCCUCCCCUCCUCCGCAUCGACCUGGACCCCACCCCCGCACUCGGGCGGCCACCAAGGCCGCUACCUCUGGACCGACGCCAUCGGCGUCCUCAACUUCCUCACCCUCCACCACAUCCACCCCUCCCCUCCAUCUCCAACCCACUACCUCACCCUCGCGACCCGCCUCAUCCACACCGUCCACAACACCCUCGGCCGCACCCGCACCAACCCCCCAACUUACCUCCCCAAUGCCUCCCCCGCACACCCACUCUCCGGCGGGCUCCGGAUCGGAAAACCCUCAUCCACGGGUCCCGACAGCGAUGGCCAAUACCAUCAUUACCUGACGCUGUGGAUGUUCGCGCUGAACCGCACCAGCGUGGCGAGCGGGGAGGGGAAAUGGAAUGAUCUGGCGGUGGAGUUGGGGAAGGCGAUUCAUCCGAGAUUCUUCGUGGGACAGAAGCGGGAUCGGAUGGUGUGGAAGAUGGAUGUGGGCUUGGAGAAGGUGUUGGUGGGGAGUGAGGGGAAUUUGGACCCGUUGGAUGGGUUUGUAGUCUUUCGAUUGGUGCAGGCGUAUAAGCAGAGUACUAUCCCCCAGGAUGUGGGAGAUGGAAAAGGGGUCCUAGAAGACGAGAUCGAGGAUUACGCCCGAAUCCUGAAGCGAAAAGGAAGACAGCGAGUCGCAGCCGAUAUGUUAGAUCUGGGCAUGACGUUGUGGACGGCGCAUUGGUUUACGGGACGGGAGGAAUGGGCGGAUGAGUUGGUGGGGAGGGGAGGGGAGGUGGUUUACGACCUCUUCGAAGACGACCGCUGUCUCGACCGGGAUAUGCGGUUCCGAUUAGCCUUCCGCGAAUUCGGAGCGGCAAUGGGCAUUCGCUGCGUGGCGGAGCAAGAGGCUGAGAAAGACCGUGCCGUGGAUCUGAAGGUCUAUGCGGAUCGCAUUGUGGAGUGCUGGAAGCCGCAUAUGAAUGAUGCGGAGGAGGAUGAGCUCACGCCUAUUACGCAGGUGAUGUAUGCGUCGGCGUUGAUUCCAGGCGCGUUUCAACGGGGCUUCUUUGGUCCGGAGCCCGUGGUGCCAGAGCGGACAUUGUAUGACUAGAGUGAAGACGUAGUAUUCGUGUAUAGUGUACUCUAC